Caenorhabditis angaria is the source of this 527-nucleotide messenger RNA. Lineage: Eukaryota; Metazoa; Nematoda; Chromadorea; Rhabditida; Rhabditidae. The record is from the annotation of a GenBank genome assembly.
AUGACUAGUGAAAAUUGGUUGGAAUGGAUGAAAAAAGCUGAAAAAUGCACUGGUUUUGGUAUUUCUGGCACCGAACAUUUGUAUUUUGAUAUGAAAAUUGGAAAUGAAAUCAAAUAUCAUAUUGUUUACCAUGAGCAGCUUGGAAGUAAAACUAAAAUUGAUUAUGAAAUCGGGUAAGUUGUUUUUGUUAAAAUUACAUUGAAUUUGAUGAAAAUUAAUUUCAGAAUGGGAGAUGAUAAGCGAAAAAUCGUGGAAUAUGAGGAUGGAAAUCAUGUUGAUGUUAUGAUCAAGUAUGUAAAGAAAUUUUUGGAGCAAUAUGGUGACAAAAUGCAAUUUUUUGAUUGUAGCGUAAGUUUUUCAAAAUUUUUGCCACGUCAUAGCUCACUUUUCUGCAUUUUCAGUGUCACUAUAGAAAUAAACAAGUGAUCGAUACUCUCAAAAUCAAACAUUUGCCCAAUCUUCGAAGCGUCAGAUUCGCAAACGAUGUGAUUGUUCAAAAAUCGGAAUUUGCGAAUAAAUUUGAUUGA